GUUAGACCUUGUGUAUAACAGUUAAUGAGUUAACUCAGGUUGUCAAAGACAUUUGUAAAUACAAUGAAUAACUUCAGGAAAACUAGAAUAUAUUUGGAUAAAAAUGCACCUGGGAGCAACACCAGAAAAGUAUUUGAUGAUACUGAUAGUAGUGAGGGAGAAACUGAAUAUAGUGAAAAUAAUGAAUUCCUACCUUAUAAAAAAGCUGAAUUAAAAGCAGCUGCAGAAGUUUUGAAAAAAGAAAACUUUGUUGUGUUCUUUAAUAGAACUAAACGAACAAUUAAUGAAGACGAUGCCAAUUCACCACACAACUGGGGAGAAGAGAGUGACAGUUCACCAUUCCCGAUGCCACCUAUAGUUUUCUUAAAUAAGCUGCCUCAAGCCAGUGAUGCAUCAUCAACCACCAAAGAAACUGUUGACGAUAGUGGAGGAAAUAUUGGUUCAGAAAUUAUAGCAGUUGAAGAAGACUUAGUUUUCAACAUUAAAUCAACUAAAGCAAACUGUAAUACACAUUUAAAAGAGAGAAAAUGCAAGAAAAGGAAAAAAAGAAAUUCAGAUCCACCUACAUGUGUAGAAAAUAGUUUUCAACCUAAUGACAUAUUAGAGGUCCCAGCAAAUAAAAUAAAAAAACAUAGCUGUAUAGCUGCAUCAGGGGAUGUCACUCAAGAUUGUGACUCUACCAUAAAAGUCGCCAGAGAAGUAAACCCAGGAAGAGAGCCUAAUUUAACAGACAGUGAUGAUUAUUCUUUUGAGCUUUCUGAUAUCAAAGAUCAAAAUUUGUGCGAAAGUGCCAGUGUUUCUUUCUAUUUGAACAAACUUACUUCUUUUAAGUCGCAGUUACUUUGUUUAAAUGAAGAGUUCUGCUUGUAUCAAAACACCUGUGAGAAAGAAAACUUGCAACAUCGCUGUACCAGUCUUAGGUUAUUAAUUUCAAGAAUGGUUACACUGAAUUCUGAAUAUCAACACAUUCGGGUAGCUGAAAAUAUACGUUCGCUUAAAUGGAAAUUUUCUGAAUCAAAAAAAGCUCUGUUCAAAUCCCACGCUGAGCCAAUCUCAUCAGGAUUCCAAGAAUUUCAAGGGAAGCUUUCAACGUUUUUUUCAAAAGUAAAAAAAUCUGUGAAGAAACAUAAUGCAUUAUUAAUAUCAGGAGACAUAGAGUAUUUUGUUUGUUUUAAAAACUUCAAGCUUCGGCGAACCAAUCCCAACAGCAAAAAAAAGAAAGUUACGGAACCGGUGGAAGAAAUCUUUCUGCAGUUAAAACCUGCUUUAAUUCAACUCUUAUCACCAGCCAGCAAGUCCAUCCCUGAGAACAGAGGGAAAAAAAUAAUUCUGGAAAUUUUAAAUUCCUGGAAAAUGGAAAUCGAAAAUUUAAACAAAGAGGUUGUGGUGGCGAGAGCGUAUUUAGAUAUCAACCAGAAAAAUAUUGGAUGUGAGCAAGCCAUUGCUUGUAGCUACCUCAAUACAUUAUCCUCAAAAAUAGUAGACUUUAAUUUAAAGUAUGAGAAGUUUAGACUUGCCCAUAAGCCCUAUGGUAAACCUAAGUACAGACUGUGGAGUUUUUGUGACUCCACAAGGAAAGUAUUAGGAGCGGACUUAAAGUGUGUGAAAUCAGGCUUUAGUUGCAUCAGAAAUGCUUUAGACAAAAUUGUUCUGUACUUCAGGGAUGCUGUAGUAGAUCAUAAGGAAGCUCUAGGAAGAAAGAUAAACUUCCCUCAUGGAGUCAUUUUGGUCAACAAUAAAGCAGAAUCAAAAAUUAGCAGACACUUUUUGUAAUUUCCUUCUCUGUAACUAUAACUAUAGAAGUGAACCAAUGUGUUGAUGUUCAGACUGUAAAUAUUUAUAAAUUAUAUAAAAUACAUGCCUACAGGCAUAAUGCUUACAUAAAUAUAUGAUUUUUUAAAUAAAAGCAUAGGAGUGGGCAGAAAUCCAGUAAAUUGUCUUAGAUUACUGUUUUUUUUUGGGACAGUGUGUUAGCGCGCUCAACUGCU
Molecule: messenger RNA, 1988 nt
Organism: Physella acuta
Lineage: Eukaryota; Metazoa; Mollusca; Gastropoda; Physidae
Source: RefSeq, a predicted model, not a curated record